This is a messenger RNA of Diaporthe amygdali, 849 nucleotides long. RefSeq names its product nadh-ubiquinone oxidoreductase kda subunit. Lineage: Eukaryota; Fungi; Ascomycota; Sordariomycetes; Diaporthales; Diaporthaceae. The transcript is spliced from 5 exons. The coding region runs from base 1 to 849 and encodes 282 amino acids. Gene Ontology annotation, biological process: respiratory electron transport chain. The record is from RefSeq and is a predicted model, not a curated record.
AUGGGCUUGAGCUUCCUCGAUCUGGAAGUCCCAAUUGACGACAACGACUCACGAAGCCCAUCCCGAGUGGUCCAGUCUCACCAAGCAGCCCGUCACAUCGCAGUCAACCCUUCACGACCGCCCAAGAUGCGAGGGACCCUCCGACUGUUCGCGAGCGUCAAGCCCGUGCGGUUCCUCGAGCCCGGUGCGCCCACAGGCCUGACAGGUCUUCACGCGAACCCAUCUCCCCGAUCGACCCUCCUAUACCUGUACUCAAGCACCCUCGACAAGCUCAAGGUCAUUCCCGAGACGUCAGUGUACCGACAAUCCGUCGAGGCCGUCACGAAACACCGGAUGUCCCUCGUCCAGUCCGUGAAACCCGCAGGCUACGACGAGUGGCUGGCCAAGGCUCGACAGAUCUUGGAGAAGCACCCCGAGCACUUCAAGGAGACCGCGCACAAGACGGCCGACGGAUCCCUGGCUGCGGGUCUGGAGCGAAAUGGAAAGUUCUUUGUGCUGCGGAGAACGAACCCAGACAUAGACAGCCGAUACAAGGAGUGGGACGGCGAAGCUGAUGAGGGCCCUGAGAAAGAAGGAAGCAGGACUGAAGCGGAGAGAAAGGACCAGGCACUGCUGUCCCGGGAUCCCUUCGAGGGCGAUGGGAUCGAGUGGGUGGAUGAGCCCAAGCUGACAAUAAAUCAGAUUGAGGAGCUCGAGAACAAGAUCGGGGCUGGGCUCAUCGAAGAGGUCAUCCAGGUUGCCGAGGGAGAGCAUCAACUUGUUGAUACCAUGGUGGAGUCCAAGCCAUGGGAGAGCCUCGAGGAGAAGCCCAAGGAGGGCCAAUGGGUGUACUUCGAGCGAAAGGAGUGA